Colletotrichum lupini is the source of this 165-nucleotide messenger RNA. RefSeq lists its product as uncharacterized. Bases 1 to 165 code for a protein of 54 amino acids. The transcript has a single exon. The record is from RefSeq and is a predicted model, not a curated record. Lineage: Eukaryota; Fungi; Ascomycota; Sordariomycetes; Glomerellales; Glomerellaceae.
AUGCUUAAUACGUUAAUAGCGGGUAUUAUAAGGAUUAGUUUCGGCCUAGGUAAGGAAAUCGUCGCCCUAGGUAUAAUAAAAGUAGAGACGCACUUUAGAAUAAUAACUUUCUAUAUUUUACUUAUUAAUACCCCAUUUCUCCUAUAUCUAAAAAAUAUAAAUUAA